AUGAAAGGCGCAAAGAAGGACAAGAAAAAUGGAAAGGAUAGCGGCGGGGGAGUCGUUGCCGCGGUCACCAAGCACGCCGCAGGCAAGUUCACUGCCAACAAGGACAAGGAGCCUACUUCAGACUCCUCCUCAUCCCCGGUCCAGUCCCCAGACCUGAAACCUGCCAGCAUACCUUCGAGUGGGAACACUGCACCUUCGCCGCUUCUGGAUGCCGUCUCCGCCACGUCGUACGCGACAAACACCACAAGGAGCACGAACGAAUGGACAAAAGGGGUGUCGGGCCUGGCAGGCUCACCGGGGAACCUGAUAAACCUCAUGGGAGAAUCACCGCCCACUGCGCCGUCUUCCUACGAAGAUACACGUGGAUGGGCUUCACCCCGUCCGAUUUACAACGGCCAGCCCGUAUCUGCCUCGCCUCCAGUUCAAGGUAGGCGGCCGCUCAGUUUUCAAAUGGAUCAGCAUUAUGCGCCAUCAGAGGCGUACGCCCCAUCGGUUGCCUCAUACAGACGAAGCUCGAUGCACUCUCAGACCGCCUACGCGCGGGGCGCUAACAACCCGCCGCUUCCACACCAGCAUCAAGCCCACUUCUACGGUACCCCGGAUAUUGACCUGGAGUUCGGGCAAGCAGCUGGCAUGAAGGCUGGUGAAAGGGGCUAUGCCUUCAGUUUCGAUACAUUACCGAGACUUCAGGGCACCACUGCUCGGGGCAAAGACACAGUCGUGCUAACAGGCUAUGAAGGGGGCCUCGAAGUACAUUCGGCCACGAAGAAUAGCGUCGACCCUGUUGCCAGCCUGAAAGGGCUGCGAGGAGGUGUGUUCUUCGCCAAAAUCCUGCCCUGGACUCUGGCCGGCGAGGCAUCUGAUCCGAGCCCUCUCGUUGCUGUCGUUGUCCAUGGGCCUGUGUUACCGUACACCACCCCCGAAGUCAAAGUUGAUGGCAACUAUGCCAGUGGACAAGAACGGUCCGGGGCAGCGUCGCCUGCAGGGACCGACUUGGGCCAAAAAGAAGGCUUGGGCAUGAGGACGCCUUCCGUCGACUUCUAUCAAACCAGCGUGGACGUCUACUCUUUAAAGGAUAGCAGACGUGUAGCGACUCUGCUCGAGGGCCCUAGGAUCCCUCUCAAAGUGCCCAUCACGAGUCCCAUUUUCCAGGCACCACUUCCCAGCGGAUCACUUCGGAUUCUUGCUGAUAGUGGGAACAUCGUGAUCGCUUCAGGGCAGACUGGUGAAAGCUGGAUCUACCGUCAAGCGAGCAUUCCUCACGAACCAGGCAUUGAGUUCAGAUGCGUGGGCAAAUUGUGGACCACAAUACAACAACCUCUGGUAGACCCGACACAAGAGACUGAGCGAUUGCGGGCGAACGUCCAACGUCAAGCGCCGAGGGCUCCCAUCAUUGCCCUGAAGGGAAGAUGGAUCGCCUACUGCCCAGCUGCUCCGUCGUCGCAGGUGUCGCUACGAGCAACUGUACCAGUGCCAGUGCAAGGAAAGGCACCAGGGCUUCUGUCGUUGACACCACCUCAGCUGCCCAGUGUCGUUUCGGAUGUCGACCUGCCAGCUGGAGACAGCAUCAUGAAUAAACUGAUGCGUGAGACCACGCAGGAGGUGAUACAGGGUGCGAAGUGGAUUGGCGAGCGAGGACUGCAAGCUUUCAGCAACUACUGGAGUAAAUCCGCAACGCCGUCCCAGCAGCCCCGCUCGCCACCUGGGGGGCAGACUUGGAAUCCGCCGUACGCUCGAGCAGAUCCACCCCAGUUCCCGCCGACUCACGGCUCUACAGCUCCAGCAGUCACAAAAGAGCCUGGCCUCGUGUCUAUUGUAGUUGAGACAUCGCUGGUCUCGUCUUCAAUACACCCAGCCACAACAUUCGCCACAUCAGGCUGCAGUUACUUGUCAUUUGCUCCCAAUGGGCUCUCGCUAUUCACGGCGAGCCCAAAGGGUGAUGUCCAGAUUGUAUGGGAUUUGCUACGCAUCCAGCACACGAAAUCUUCCCCGCUGCAUACCGCGGCUGGACAAAGCUUCUCGAGUGGGCCUCGAGUUCGACAAAUUGCUCGAUUCUCGAGAAUGACUGUGGCUCGCAUCGUUGACGUGUCAUGGAUGAAACCUUGCGGCGACUGCAUAGCCAUGGUCACAGAAAGGGGCACAGUUCAUAUUCUGGAAAUGCCAGAAAGUGCCUUUGUUUGGCCCCCUCCACGCCGGAGGAUCCCCUUGCAGGAGACAACUGCGAACGUCUCUGAGGGUGGCAGUUCUGCCGUGUCUAUUGCUACCGGAGCGUUCAACUCCGCUUGGGACGCUGCUCGCCCGCUCAUCGACCGAUCUCGCCGCAGCAGCUCGAACGCGCCUCAAACGACCGGCUCAAAAAUCGUUGGGCAUGCCAACUACGGCGGGAAGAUAAUCGCUGCCGGUAUCAGCCACUCGCUUGGAAAGACCGGAAGCGCUAUCAAUCAAUUCCGCCACAGUGGUGACAACCGCAUAUCACUUCCGCUGGGCUCAAACGCACCGGGCCCUUCAUGUGUCAUACUAGUUGCGAAUGGUAAGGACCACUCGCUGUUCGUUCUUGGGGACGGGUUGGUGCGGACUUUCCCACAGCGGCCGCGUAAGGUGCGGACUGCCGAUGGAAGGCAGAAUGCUACUCGCUUCAGACGAUACAAAGACUUCAAGCUCCCGACGCUCCCUGACGAUCUUAUCUGUCCUAUUGUGAAGCGCUUGAUCGAUCCUGACGAGUAUCUGGACCUGAUGGACAGGGACGUUGAUGCUGUUAACAACACGAUGGUACUCAAUGCUCGUCCCAAGGUACCGCGACGGAAUGCCAGCGCAGAAUCAUCGAUACCACAGGCAGAGAUUGAGUCCUCUGCACCCUACCAGCCCUUCCACACCGACAAGCGUGUGGCACUUUACGAGUACACCGCCGAGCAGGGAGCGAGCGCGGUCUCGUCGCAACUACCCACGGCUUCGGUUCUACUCGCUGACACUAACCAGGACAGCAAAACAGGCCGUACUCCACCCCGCCGCAAGCAGAAGUCCACCGUUGCGAAGGAGUCUGCGACCAACCCAGGAGGGGCGUGGGCCUUUGGACAGGCUAUUACUGCGAAUAGGAUCGAUAGUGGCCGCCGCCACAGUGGAGAUGAGGGAGCGUUCACCAUGUCGACAGACGAUGUGCGUGCGUUGCCCCAGUCGGCUAUGGAACGGUCUGUGAUGCGCCAGCAACGUGUCGACGAUGAGGAACAGAUCGUGAUAACCACCAGGCGCCGAAGAGGCGGGGGCCGCCACGGAGACCUCGAAGACGAGGACGGAUUCUUCGAGGAUGACUGCGAGGUUCUUGACUUUGCAGACCAGAGGGUCUGA
This is a messenger RNA of Diaporthe citri, 3342 nucleotides long. RefSeq lists its product as uncharacterized. Gene Ontology annotation, biological process: response to starvation; autophagy. NCBI's taxonomy places the organism in Eukaryota, Fungi, Ascomycota, Sordariomycetes, Diaporthales, Diaporthaceae. Gene Ontology annotation, cellular component: cytoplasm. The transcript has 2 exons. The coding region runs from base 1 to 3342 and encodes 1113 amino acids. The record is from RefSeq and is a predicted model, not a curated record.